AUACAUACAGAAUUUUAUAGAAAAUGACAAAUGUAAAAUAAAUCUUGGAUUGAAAAAAUUGGAUUGGAAUCCUAUAAUAUAUUCGCACCAACAGAAGCUCCCAAAUAUUUUAAAUAGCAAAUUUAUGGCAUGGAUCGUUAUACAUCUUCACUUGGAAUUACGAAAAAUAUCCCGUGACAUAGAUUCAAUAUUCGGAACACAAAUGACCUUCAGAAUGGCAUGUGAUUUUGGUUGGUUAGCAUUAGAUUUACGUGCAUUUUUCUACACAAUACUUAUCGACGAUUACGUGAAAUUUAGAAUAAUAUCUGCCAUUCUAAAUUCACUGGUUUUUUAUAAUGUUUUCAAAUUCCUGCUAAUUAAUUACAUGUGCGAAACAGUUAGCACCAAGGCAAGAAUAACAGAAGAUUUAAUGAACAGAUUAUCGUAUUUCACUUAUGACGAUGAAGUUCGUAAAAUUAUUUCGCAAUUUUCAUUGCAAAUGAUUCACGCACCACUUAAAUUCUACGGGAUCGGACUCUUUCAGUUUGGCUACAAAUUUCUUUACAGGUUUAUCAUGAUGAUUGCAACUGUUUUAAUUAUUAUAAUACAAGCCCAUACAAAUGAGUAA
This is a messenger RNA of Pogonomyrmex barbatus (red harvester ant), 607 nucleotides long. RefSeq lists its product as uncharacterized. The record is from RefSeq and is a predicted model, not a curated record. NCBI's taxonomy places the organism in Eukaryota, Metazoa, Arthropoda, Insecta, Hymenoptera, Formicidae. Gene Ontology annotation, biological process: sensory perception of taste; male courtship behavior; chemosensory behavior. Gene Ontology annotation, cellular component: membrane; neuronal cell body; axon.